AUGUCCGCUGCCAACCGAAACGUCGUUCUUUCCUCCACACAGGUAAUAAUUCAAAUUCUACAAAAUCUCCUGUGUCCAACUGAAAAAAUUUCAGAGAACUCGCCUCGAAGCGAUGGUGCGAGGACCAAUCGAGGUCGAUCCGGUGGUCGAAGCGCCGCUGACCGUCCCCUCGUUCACGACGUCCAUCCUGGUGGUACUCCAGAUGUUAAUUGCAAUGCUGAGGUACGAUUUUUCUUUUCCCAUUUUCGAUUCAAGCGCGCUUGAUGCUAUCUGAUGUACAAUGAAUUAUAGUUUUUUUAAAGAGAGGUUGCCGUGGACGUAUCGGCCAUCCACCUCAUUGGAGGCGCCGCUACUCACGUGGUGUGCCCGAAGAUCAAUCAUGCGGAUUACGACAUUGAAGUCAGCGUCCAAAUGCAAGGAAAUGAGGAUCAAGAGAUGUUUGCCGCAAUCCUCAACGUAUGCUUCAAGAUGAUCCGUGAGCUGUCAGGAUCCGACUGCCAUUUUAAUUAUGUGGCAAACAAGUUUGUGGUGAGAUAACAUAGAACUCUUUGACGUUUAUAAUUAUGUUUAUUUCCAGCACCCGGAGAGACUAUGGUCGUUGAUUUCGUUGAACAACAAGUCCGGAAAGACGCUUGACCUGAAGUUCGUCGCCCACCCGAGCCGCUCAUAUCAAUUCUCCAUCGAUUCCCUCGUCAUUGGUCUCCUCCCGAUCGUCGAAGGAAUCGAUGGAGAAAUUGAUAUCAGCUCCAAGUUUUCCGAUGUGGAAAUUGUAAGCUGCUAGCUUGAUUAUCCUUCCACAAUUAUAGUUUCAGGUCAUCAGCCACAUCCAACAGAAGAUCAUUGACACACGGGACCCGCAGACCAUCUAUCUUGGAGGACUCAUGAAGCUGGUGGUCUUGCAGCAACGUGGCUUUAUUAUUCAAAAGCCAAAAAAUGAAAAAAAAAAUAUGCUGAAGUUAGUUUUGAUUCUUAUUUAUUAGUGUUACCUCUCUCUCUCUCUCUCUUUUCUAUGUUGAUCUCUAACGCUAAACUGUUUUCAGCAAGAUCACAACACGUUUUCUGAUUGAUUACGAGAACGCAAUGGAAGAUGUUAUUGAAAUGGACGAUACUUUUGAUCAAACGAACCCUUUAUGGAAGUUUCUAAAGAACCAUUUGGGCGACGUCGAAACAACGACGGACAACUCAAAGAAGGCUGUCAUCUUGCAGAAGUAUGAAGAGUAUCUAAGGACGAUGAAGAGAACAAUAACUGAAAGCCGAGCGAACGAAAGACAAAUUUCAAGGAAGAUGUUCGUUUUGAAACUGGAGAUGAUGGCGGAAGUGGUAAGCGUUUGUAAUCAGUUUUUAUUACGAUAAUCUCGUUUUUCAGUUUCGAAGAGAAAGAGAAGCGAUUCCGUUCGCUGUCUCCGAAGACGACUUCCCGCGACUAUAG
Messenger RNA from Caenorhabditis sp. 36 PRJEB53466, 1429 nucleotides. NCBI's taxonomy places the organism in Eukaryota, Metazoa, Nematoda, Chromadorea, Rhabditida, Rhabditidae. The record is from the annotation of a GenBank genome assembly.